AUGGAGUGGCUUUUCUGUUCACUGCUGUUUUCCGUGAUCGUGUUUGUGGCGCUGUUCCUGAAAGAGCAAAUUCGGAGGGCUUUUUCGGUGGAAACGACAAGACUCCCCCCGAGUCUUCCCUCCUUCCCCAUCAUCGGGAGCAUUCUGAGCCUGAGGAGUGACUGCCCCCCGCACAUCCUGUUCCAAGACCUGCAGAAGAAGUACGGCGAUGUCUACUCCCUCAUGAUGGGCGCCCACAACGUGAUCAUCGUCAACAGCCACCAGCAUGCCAGAGAGGUCCUCCUGAAAAGAGGCAAAACGUUUGCAGGGAGACCCAGAACUGUUACAACGGAUAUCUUGACAAGGGAUGGCAAAGACAUAGCAUUUGCUGACUACAGUGCCACAUGGAGGUUUCACCGAAAAAUGGUGCAUGCAGCCUUGUGCAUGUUUGGAGAGGGGUCAGCCUCCCUUGAAAAGAUAAUCUGCAGGGAGGCGAGCUCUAUGUGUCAGACCCUGGUGGAGAUGCAGAGCACGGCCGUGGACCUGGCUCCGGAGCUGACUCGUGCGGUCACCAACGUCAUCUGUUCACUGUGCUUCAGCUCCUCCUACAGGCGCGGCGACCCGGAGUUCGAGGCCAUGCUUCAGUAUAGCCAGGGCAUAGUGGACACUGUGGCCAAGGACAGCCUGGUGGACAUAUUCCCCUGGCUGCAGAUAUUCCCCAAUGAAGACCUCAGAAUUCUCAAGCAGUGUGUGAGCAUCAGAGACUCUCUUCUGCAGAAGAAAUACGAUGAGCACAAGGCGCAAUACAGUGAUGACACACAGCGGGACUUGCUGGACGCUCUGCUGAGAGCCAAGCGCAGCGCGGAGAACAACAACAGCGCGACACGGAACGUGGGGCUCACCGAUGAUCACCUGCUGAUGACUGUGGGGGACAUCUUCGGGGCUGGAGUGGAAACCACCACCACUGUGCUGAAAUGGUCCAUAGCCUACCUCAUACACUAUCCACAGGUGCAGAAGAGGAUUCAGGAGGAGCUGGACAGUAAGAUCGGGAUGCACAGACAUCCGCAGCUGAGCGACAGAGGAAGCCUGCCCUACCUGGAGGCCACCAUCAGGGAGGUGAUGAGGAUCCGCCCGGUAUCUCCCCUCCUCAUCCCCCACGUGGCCCUCACAGACUCCAGUAUUGGGGAGUAUACAGUCGAAAAAGGUACCCGGGUCAUCAUUAAUCUGUGGUCCUUACAUCACGAUGCAGCCGAGUGGAAGGACCCAGAGCUCUUUGAUCCUGGUCACUUUCUGGAAGAAGAUGGGAACAGUCUGUGCUCUACCCCCGCAAGCUACCUGCCGUUCGGGGCUGGAAUCCGGGUGUGUCUAGGGGAGGCCCUGGCUAAGAUGGAGCUGUUCCUCUUCCUGUCUUGGAUCCUGCAGCGCUUCACCCUGGAGGUACCCCCUGGUCACCCCCUGCCUGAUCUGCAGGGCAAGUUUGGGGUGGUUCUGCAGCCACAGAAGUACAAAGUCAAUGCCAGGCUCAGGCCUUGCUGGGCAGAGAGCCAAUCCAACAGCUAA
Molecule: messenger RNA, 1539 nt
Organism: Megalops cyprinoides (Indo-Pacific tarpon)
Lineage: Eukaryota; Metazoa; Chordata; Actinopteri; Elopiformes; Megalopidae
Gene: cyp17a1
Product: steroid 17-alpha-hydroxylase/17,20 lyase
Exons: 8
Coding region: 1-1539 (512 amino acids)
Biological process (GO): hormone biosynthetic process; progesterone metabolic process
Molecular function (GO): heme binding; iron ion binding; steroid 17-alpha-monooxygenase activity
Source: RefSeq, a predicted model, not a curated record